Topomyia yanbarensis is the source of this 754-nucleotide messenger RNA. RefSeq lists its product as uncharacterized. Lineage: Eukaryota; Metazoa; Arthropoda; Insecta; Diptera; Culicidae. Bases 130 to 672 code for a protein of 180 amino acids. The transcript is spliced from 4 exons. The record is from RefSeq and is a predicted model, not a curated record.
UCGCGGCAGAACUAGUAUACAAUAAACGUCGGAUGGUCGGAAAUCAGUUUAGUUUUGGAUGUGGUCGAGAUCGGGUGGGAUUAUCCAUAUAAACAGUCUGGUGAGAUAAUUAGUGAAUUUUUAGUAACAAUGAAAGCUGUGAUUUGUAUUUUGGCGUUAACACUGCUGUCAGUUGCUGAUGCGGCCCUGAAAGUUAAAGCAAAUGAUGCGGCAUAUGAGGAAAUUUUGGUGGAAUCAUCCCUGAAUGUGCGGAAAACCAAUCCGGCCACUCGAAGGCACACGAGGAGUUUGAUGGAUUUGUUGAUGUCACCGAGUCAUUCCCGGCCAAAGCGACAAUUCGGAGGGUUUGGAGCAUCCAGCUCUAACGCAAAUGCUAAUGCAUUCAAUCAGCAGUUUGGACCUCAGGGUUUCGGAGCCAGUGCAGCAAAUGCCGGAGCCCAAUCGUUCUAUAAUCAGGGACCGUUGGGAGGCUUUGGAGCUUCAGCAGCUAAUUCAGCAUCGCAAGGAUUCCAGGCUGGACCAGGAGGAUUAUCGGGUUCUGCUGGAAUGUCUGGUAGCCAAUCGUAUCACUUGCCUGGCAAUCGCGAUGUAAGUCUUUCAUAUACUGGUGGGUUUUCGGUGGCUAACGGUAGGCCAAGCGUUUCGCAGGGAAACUCGAUCAGUUUCACAUAAUGGUAUGUGGAAUAAAAAGAAUACAGAUGAUGUUUCAACCGUUGUAGGAUGUGUCGAAAUAUACGUGAUGUAUUCUUUCAAA